Molecule: messenger RNA, 1488 nt
Organism: Adineta ricciae
Lineage: Eukaryota; Metazoa; Rotifera; Eurotatoria; Adinetida; Adinetidae
Source: the annotation of a GenBank genome assembly
AUGAUAGUACAGUUCGGAUAUGUGGUUUUGUUGAUCGCUUGUGUCAGUGUUCGUUGCGAACAGGAUGAGAAGCCUAAAACACAUGUUGCAAUCAUUGGAGCAGGUAUUGGAGGUACAUCUGCAGGCUAUUGGUUGAAACAUUAUCUGAAUGAUUCUGUUGCAAUUACAAUCUAUGAAUCCGGUCAAGCUGGAGGUAGAUUGAAAACGGUGAAUAUUGAUGGAAAUGAAUAUGAAGCUGGUGGAUCGAUUAUACAUGAUAAAAAUUUGUACAUGAAACGAUUUACUGAUGAGUUGGGUUUAAAGCGAUUGAAUGUUCCAAGUUCGAUGUCGUAUUUAACAACGAACGAUGGCUCGCACACAUUAUUUUCCACGUUGUCUCGUUUCAUUCCCGAUAUAUUUCUUAUCUUAUGGCGUUACGGUUUUGACGCCGUGCGUUUGAAGUUCUGGCUUGGAAAUAAACUCACAAAUUUUGUUCGUAUAUAUGACUAUCAGGAUAAUGGACGAACAUUUCAAACUGUUGAUGAAUUUUUACAAAUGCUUGAUCAAGAUUUUUCCAAGUCGACACAAACGUCAUUUCGAAAAUAUCUAAAUGAAAAAGGCUUUGGAAAGCUAUUCAUCGACGAACUUGCUCAAAUGGCGGCGCUUGUUAACUACGAUCAAUCAGUCGACUCAAUGAAUGCUUUUCCAGGUCUUGUUUCUCUAAUGGCUGCUGGCUCAACGUUAUGGCAUGUCAAAGGUGGUAAUUAUCUUGUUCCGAAACAAUUACUUGAUCGUCUUUUGAAACAAUCUGACGUUCAGUAUGUAAAUGGUCGUGUAAAAAGUAUUGCAGAAGUUCAUCGUAAGGACGCCGAUGAUCAAGGUGGCAAUGUUCGUCUUUCGUAUCAACCAGCUAAUAGUGAACUUGUUCACGCUGUUGACUAUGAUUAUGUCAUUGUUGCUUUUCCACUUCACCGCGACAACAGGAACGAUUUUGUCAUACAAACAACUGACCUAUUCAAUCAAUAUGAUUAUCGCAUGCAAUUGACACACGCAAGUUUCCUCUCCGGCAAGCUCAAUUGUCAAAUAUAUAAUUUAACUACGCGUGAGUGUCAACGAUUAAAUGCAAUUUUCUAUACGAAUCCAUCGUUACCAUAUCGAUCUGUUUCUCAACUACAAACUGUCAACGAUGCUAAAGGAAAAUUGCAGAAAACCGUUUACAAAGUCUUUUCGCCCGAAAAACUUUCAACUACCGAUUACAAACGCAUAUUCGAAGAUGAUGACAAAUUCCAGUUACUCGAAGAUAUACCUUGGUUAGCUUAUCCGAAAUAUGAUUAUCCACAGAAAGUUCCGCCGAUUGAGAUCAAUUCGAACACAUUCUAUGUCAAUGCAAUGGAAUGGAGUGCGUCGUGUAUGGAAAUCGAAGCGAUCAGCGCUCGCAAUGUUGCUAUGCUCAUUACGAAAAAACUCGGAGUUCCGCUCAAACGAAGUGAUAAACAUGUUGAAUUUUGA